Molecule: messenger RNA, 540 nt
Organism: Helobdella robusta
Lineage: Eukaryota; Metazoa; Annelida; Clitellata; Rhynchobdellida; Glossiphoniidae
Exons: 3
Coding region: 1-540 (179 amino acids)
Source: RefSeq, a predicted model, not a curated record
AUGACAAGUUCAUCCAAGUCUGAACAAAGUCCAGUGGAGUCUGUAGACAGUGGUGAGGUUUCCAUAGUAGAUGGAGCCAAUGAUAUCUGUCCCAGUGAUGUUUCUGCUGUGCACGCCUUCAAUGGAAACUGCUUGAAUGUAACAUUGCCAGAUGGAAAAGUUGAAAGCAGAUGCAUACUUCCUAUGGUUAACUGCACCAGAGACCACCAGGAAAAUGAUGCCCAGAAGGCAUCAGCUAGCAUUCCUAUGGCCACCACAGCUGCCACCUCCACCACAGCAGCAGCAGUAGUAGUAGCAGCAGCAGCAAAUCAGCAUCCACAUCCAUCUAAAAAUAUUUUGGACAACAAAAAUGGCGUCUCCAUUGGCUUUAUAAUUGGCGCCAUACUGGUUGUAACUUCAGGCAUCGUUCUCAUUGGUGUUGGGGCUAAGAAAUGUUAUGAGAAACAUGUAAACAGCAGGUCAGAGUACAACUACGCCCAACUUACCAUUGAUAUGAAUGGAGGCGAGGAAGACGAUGAUGAAAGACUAAUAUUGCCAUAA